GGGAAGCAAUUAAAAGGCGGUGACCCGAGGAAAGCUGAGUUAGUUGUUAGCUGGCCGUUGGAUUGGAGGGGGGUUGGGGGGUCGCGCAUUAAAAUCAAGUCCCAAUCCCCAACCACCUACAAUUUUAAUUGGAAGAAGAACCCAAAACCGAUCUAAAUACAAACCCCUCUGCAACUCAUUCUUCCUCUGUUACCUCUUCAUCUUUGUCUCUCUUUCUCAAGUCUUCAACGAACAAACUUCAAAUUUAUCAAACACCUUUGUUCAAUCAAAACCAUGACAGAAAACAGCGACCACCUCACCAAACCCAACAAGAGAAAGCGCUCCUGUCUCAUUGCAAUUGGGGUUGUCCUCUUCUUAAUCCUGCUGCUCUUCAUCAUUGCCUUGAUCUUGGCCUUAACUGUGUUCAAGACCAAACAGCCAAGAACCCAGAUCCUGUCUGCAUCUGUCGACGGCGUGGCUCCUCGUAUCUCAUUCCCCGCCGUUCAGAUUGAGCUCAACAUCACUCUCGACCUCAUGAUCCUUGUGGAGAACAGAAACCACGCCAGCUUCAAGCAUGGCACUGGCAAGACUUUUCUUCUGUACCAAGGCAACCAGGUAGGUGAUGCUGACUUGUACCCGGGUUUUAUCCCGGCGAGGGGCAACUCCACGCUGCCGUGCCGCCUUACGCUGCAGGCGGACCGGCUGGCGAACAACAUGAGCAACUUGAUCAGUGAUGUGCUUGGUGGUGAGUUUGUGCUGGAAACACGUACGAGGAUCCCGGGCAGGGUUACCUUGCUGGGGUUCAUCAAGAAGCAUGCUGUGGCUGUAUCCGAGUGCCAAUUGACCAUUGGUUUUCCUGACAUGACGGUGAAGAGGCAAGUUUGUAAAAGCAAGGCCAAGUUGUGAUUGUGAGUUUUAUUGGAGAAGAAUAUUGCUUGCUUCUCAAUGAUUCGUGAGAAGGUGCAGAUUCCAGUAAACCCAAAGAAUGGCAUGUAAAUUAUGCAUUUUUAUGCUGCCAUGGAGGAAAAAGAAGCAAACUUUUCAGAUUGUGAUCAGCUUGAGCUAGGAUGAUGCACAGAGUUAAAGUUAGGAUGAACUUAAACCCAGGUUAUUUUGAAUUUUGUGAAGCUUUUUGUCCUUUUCUCUGUACUCUUUAUUUUCUUUUGUUGAAACUUGGAGAAAGGGAACCAUACAUAGAUUAUUUUGAUGCACGAAAAUAAAAUAAAAUAUAUGGAAAAAUUCGCAUAUGAUGUCCAAAA
This is a messenger RNA of Prunus dulcis (almond), 1238 nucleotides long. RefSeq lists its product as uncharacterized. The coding region runs from base 274 to 885 and encodes 203 amino acids. NCBI's taxonomy places the organism in Eukaryota, Viridiplantae, Streptophyta, Magnoliopsida, Rosales, Rosaceae. The transcript has a single exon. The record is from RefSeq and is a predicted model, not a curated record.